Molecule: messenger RNA, 1668 nt
Organism: Cajanus cajan (pigeon pea)
Lineage: Eukaryota; Viridiplantae; Streptophyta; Magnoliopsida; Fabales; Fabaceae
Gene: CLT2
Product: CRT (chloroquine-resistance transporter)-like transporter 2
Source: RefSeq, a predicted model, not a curated record
AUGGGAAAUGCCUUUGGCGUAAAAAAGUAUUAUCAGCAUUUAUUUUAUUUGUUAUUUGUUACAAGUGAUCCUAGUUGGUUGAAAGCGAGGGCAGUGUUGUUCGCUAUGGCAUUCUGUUCAACGCCGUCGUUUCCGAGCCGUUUCUCGUUUCGCAAUCCAAAGCUGCAACCUCUCUUCUCAAUGUCGUCACUGUCUUCGAAGCUACCGGUGCACUUUUCCGGCAAUGCCAGAUUCAACCGCAACCAUGUCCACCACAACCCAAGUGUUCUCAAAAUUCGUGCCACGAACUCAAACUCAAACUCAACGUCUUCAUCGCGCAGUGGCACCAACUACGUCUUAUUGAGCUCCGCUAUCACCGUCACAACGGCGGUAGCUAAUCGCGUGCUUUACAAGCUAGCUCUUGUUCCUAUGCGAGAUUACCCUUUUUUUCUCGCUCAGUUCAUAACUUUUGGGUAUGUUGUUAUAUAUUUCUCUAUCUUGUAUAUGCGAUACCGGGCGAGAAUUGUUACCGAUGAGAUGCUGGCGAUUCCGAAAUUACGUUUUGUAGCCAUUGGGUUUCUAGAAGCUUUGGGAUUGGUUACCGGAAUGUCUGCCGGAGCCGUACUUCCUGGACCAGUCAUACCCAUAUUGAAUCAGACAUUUUUGGUUUGGCAGCUAAUGUUUUCUACCCUUCUCUUGAGAAGAACGUACUCAAUCAAUCAAUUGGUUGGAUGCUUACUUGUAGCUGUUGGUGUUGUGGUGGCUAUUGCAAGUGGCUCAAAUACAGGUCAGAUGCUCUCUGAAGUUCCGUUCUUUUGGCCAGCACUGAUGAUAGUUUCUUGUUCCUUUCAAGCUUGGGCUUCUGUAACCAAGGAGUAUAUUUUCAUUGAUUCUGCCACUCGAUUAAAGCACAAGUCACUGGACAUAUUUGUGGUCAAUUCUUUUGGAUCUGGGUUUCAGGCUCUUUUCGUACUUCUGUCUCUACCUUUACUUUCUAACUUGAAAGGCAUACCAUUUGCUCAACUUCCUUCAUAUCUUAAAAGCGGUGCUGGUUGCUUUCUAAACCUUGGAGCUAAUAAACCAAGUUGUGAUGGCGCUCCCUUGCUUCCACUACUUUACGUAAUUACCAAUUUGGCAUUCAACAUAUCCCUGCUUAAUGCAGUAAAAACUUCUUCUGCAGUUGUUGCUUCUCUUCUAGUAAUGUUGUCAGUGCCAAUUUCUGUUUAUAUUCUUUCCCUUCCUUUACCAUAUCUUCCCGAGGCAACAAGCCUGAGCCCAUUCUUUUUGCUUGGCUGUGCAAUUCUUCUAUGUGGUCUGUUUUUGUACAACACAACCCGACCUGCGAGGAACAGUUCUGAAGUUGACUGAAAAAGUUCCAGAUUAUGAAACCAAUGAUGAGGAGAACUAACAGCUAAGCAUCAUACCGCAAAGAAUGUCAGCCUUGAGGCACUCUUGGCCACGGUGAAAUAUUCACAAUCAUUGCGAUUAUUCUUUUGAGCGUAAAAUUUGUUCAGUUUCCACGUUUAAGGGUCACUUAGCUGCUUUAUGGUGGCUGACUUCCUCAUUCUGCCAUUGGAUUAUUGUAACUUAAAAUUGUGCAUAUAUCUGACUUGUGCGAGUAUAUUUUCACGUACAUUAAUACAUAGCCGACAAACGUAGUUGGUAAAAUGCAGGUGCGGGCUUUUUUCA